GGAUGAAAUAGGGCACAGCAGCAGUGGAGAUGAUGACUCCGUUGUGGAUACAGCGUGUCUUGCCGGAGUGGGGUUAGGGAUAGAUGGAUAUUUCCAGUGGAGGAUCACGAUCAGCGCAUGAGGAAGUUGGAGAGCUUGGAACUGCAGCGAUGGUGGUGAUAGGCGGUUCGCUCGAUGUUCUGCUGACGCCGUUAGACCCCUAUUUGCCUGGGCGCUGGAGCCAGCAGAGGAUGACAUGCUCGACCAACUCUUUGAAUGGGGAUACCAGGACGCUUUGUCUUGGGUUUCAGAAAGAUCUGUUGUCGAACCGAAAGUGCACUUUACGUCGAGUCAAGAAGUUUCUUGAGGCAGCCCUCUUCAGCGCUAUCUUGAGCGCGAUGCCAGAUUGUGAGCGAUCUGGGUUUGCUGAAUAACUGGAGCCUUGAAUGAAUGGAUCGCGAGUGCAUCCGGAAAAAAAGAAUACUGCCGCUUCUGGGCCAAGCUACCAAAGCAUAUCAUUUGGUACUCGAGGGCAUCUCUGAGUAGACUGGAGCUGUGAACGAGCUCCUGAUGCCACGAGGCGCCAAGCUGAGCUUCCGACUCUUGCCAGAUUCAAAUCAGAUCAUGGAACGCUCUUUCGGCGAUUCUAUUUGACGCAAACAUUUCGGCGAUUUGACGCAAACAUUUCGGCGAUUUGACGCGAACAUUGCAUGAUCUAACUCCAUCAUCCCAUGUCCCAGGGGCUUCUUCCGUCCCGUAAGUGGAACCGACACCUCAUGACAUGGCCAUUGUCUUGUACAGUUAUUUUCUAUUUUCUAGAGACGACUUUUAGUUGUGGCAUUCACAACUAGCAAAUUCUUUUGUCGGUCUCCUCAAUGUUUGACCACGGCAGUGUUGGGCUAAAUGUCAUCGAAUGUGGGAAGAGGAGGACACCGCAUAAUUGUUCCACGUGUAUUAGAUUCUAUUCAUUCGUGGAGAUGGAUCUAGAUGAACUGGGCUGCUGUGGGAGAGGUUUCGGGUACUGUUGGUAUAUUAUAUUACGGUCAUAAUUAGACUUGUUUCCAUAUUACAUUUUACAGGCCACACUGGCGAGUCGUGGCGACAAAGGUGCAAAAGUGUGUAAUGGGGGUAGAGUUAAUCGAUUGGUGGCAAGGCCUUCUGUAGUGUGAUGGAGCAUUUUCUUUUUGCCUCACUAAAAGUGGUUGGCUUGCAUCUUUUGCUUAUGGGAGAAGAAAGUGCGUUUGCUUGAAAGGACUCUUCAGUUCGUGCACGACUCGCAAGGAGACAGUGCCGGCGCCGGGCGAGGAAGAUUCCGUUUCCUGUUAUCUGACGACGGUGAUGGUAAUCAUGCCGUGUUGCAGCAGCAGUUGCUAUGUGAAUAUACAUCGUCCUUCGAUUUUGAAGCGUUCACGCACAAACAUGUCAGCAGCAUGUGUGUGUGUGUAUGUGCGAUGGUGGGGAGGGGGGUGGUCGAAUGCACAGAGAGAGUCAUUGGGAUGUUGGGUUCUUCUUUAGAUUGCUCACGGAUUACUACGAAGGGUGCUCUUAUGUGUCGUCUCCCACAUCCAAGAGAAAUACGAGGCUCAAAAAGUGAGGAGAGGUAGAGGAGAGAGGUGGGGAGGGUGGGGGUGGGGGUGUGGGUGUGGGUGGUUGAAUGCACAGGGAAGAUUCAGGGUUCUUCUUGAGAUUGAUCGUGGAUUACUACUGCUCAGGGUUUCUCUAUGUGUACUCUGCGCAUCCAAGAGAAAUGUGAGGCUCAAAAAGUGAGGAGAGGUCGAGGAGAGGGCGGGGAGUUAAGUUGGGAUGAAAGGUUUGCUGUAGUAGGUUCUGCAAUGAUUACAGACAGACUCCAAGAAGUAAUACUCGUCUUCUCUGUGUGGGCAGCAGAAGACUUUUUCGAGCUUCUACUGUGAGGGCAGGCUUGAGGGCAGUUUGACUAUCUGCUAACUAUCUGAAUAUGAUAGGGAUGGGCCUUGAAAUGAUUGAAUCGUUAACAGUUCUGCUACAUGGUGAGAGAGAAUUGGUGUGCAUUCCGUUGCAGGGGAAGUUUCUGAUGGGCAACUUUGUUUAUUGAAAAGGGAGGGGAGAAGGUGGGGGAUUGAUUGGUUCAGCAUCUCAACAACCUACCGAAGCUUCGACUGCAACAAUCACUUUCUAGUAGUUUCUACUGCUGAGCCUUCAAGAAUAUUACUAUGGUUAUCUCUGAGCACGCAGCCUGUCGGAUGGAAUCUCUCACUCGUCGGAGUCUUCAUGCGAUCAGCAACGCGGCAGUAUUCUGCAUGGUGGAUUGAAUGGAUCGAUUUCCAGGCGCAACUGCCAGCUGCAAAAAUCUUGCCCAGGUAUGCGGGGAGCGCUGGAGCAUUCAGCUCUGUACAGGUUGUCCCUUCUCCUGAAUGUGCCCCUGAUCUCUAAGACAUCUUCCUUCCUGUACUGCAAAAUUUGAAAGCUGCUCAUCAUUCCAAAAUUGGACGCUUCCUGCUUCUUUGGAGAAGGAAUAGAGCAAAGGAUGUGUGUUCCGUGGUUCUGUUUCUUUUGUUUUCUGUUUUUUUAACUUUUUCUGUUUUCUUUUCCCUGACAGGUCCGGGGAUCGUCAUUGCAGUUCCUUUCCGUCCGCAAGUAAAAAGCGGAAGAGUAU
Messenger RNA from Chara braunii, 2614 nucleotides. Lineage: Eukaryota; Viridiplantae; Streptophyta; Charophyceae; Charales; Characeae. The record is from the annotation of a GenBank genome assembly.